This is a messenger RNA of Rhizopus microsporus ATCC 52813, 1068 nucleotides long. Its product is annotated as glycosyl transferase. Bases 1 to 1068 code for a protein of 355 amino acids. Gene Ontology annotation, molecular function: alpha-1,2-mannosyltransferase activity. Gene Ontology annotation, biological process: protein N-linked glycosylation; protein O-linked glycosylation; cell wall mannoprotein biosynthetic process. Lineage: Eukaryota; Fungi; Mucoromycota; Mucoromycetes; Mucorales; Rhizopodaceae. The transcript is spliced from 6 exons. Gene Ontology annotation, cellular component: membrane; Golgi apparatus. The record is from RefSeq and is a predicted model, not a curated record.
AUGCUUUAUCUACGAUUCCCUAAACGAGUCAUACCCUAUCGAAGUAACAGCCCGUUAAUAAAAAAGACUCCUGUCAGGGCUGCCUUUGUUAUUUUGGCAAGAAACUCAGACCUGACUGGUGUCAGACACUCGAUGCGUCAGAUAGAGGAUAGGUUUAAUAGAAACUUCAAUUAUCCCUAUGUGUUUUUAAACGACAAUGAUUUCACUGACGAAUUUAAGCAAAAGACAUCUCAUCUGACAAAGGCACAGGUGUAUUAUGGUAAAAUCGAGCCAGAACAGUGGAGCUAUCCCGACUUUAUCAAUCAGACCAAAGCUGCAGAGGGUAGAAAGAAAUUGGAAGAAAUGGAAAUUCUCUAUGGGGGAAGUGAGUCCUACAGGCAUAUGUGUCGGUAUCAAUCCGGUUUCUUCUUUAGGCAUCCUCUUUUGGACUCGUUUGAGUAUUACUGGCGAGUGGAGCCAGAGGUUGAUUUUUAUUGUGACAUCGAUUAUGAUGUAUUUCAGAUGAUGAAGGAUAACGAAUUUAAAUAUGGAUGGGUCAUGUCUUUAAGCGAGUAUAUUGAAACAGUUCCUACACUUUGGGAUACGACUCAACAAUUUAUGGAGAAACAUCCUGAAUAUAUAGAAAGAGGCAAUGAUAGUCUAUUAUCAUGGGUUAUUGGAGAUGAUGGAUCAUAUAAUCUCUGCCAUUUCUGGUCAAACUUUGAGAUUGCCUCGUUGGACUUUUUAAGAAGUAAAAAGUAUUUAGAUUAUUUUGAACAUCUUGAUCAACAAGGAGGCUUCUUUUAUGAAAGAUGGGGAGAUGCUCCUGUUCAUUCUUUAGCUGUAGCCAUGAUGCUAAAGUCAUCUGAAGUACACUUCUUUAAUGAUAUUGGCUAUAAACACAUACCUUUGACUCACUGUCCUAUUGAACCAUGGCAUCAAAGGAAGUGUUCUUGUGAUGAAGAAGAAAAUUUUGAUUGGACUGACUGGAGUUGUACGUCACGCUAUGCUCAAGUACACAGCGGAUUCAUCUGGAACGAAACAACCUAUAGGCAAAUGACAGAUCCAUACCGAUUAAGCCCUGUGUAA